GAACUUCCGGGUUGCCUCGCCAACUCUCCACCAUCACCAAUUCACAUCUCACCAAAGCUUAUAAGUAAUUGAGCAUCUGCUAAAAAGUGGCUUGACUUCUUUAAGCUCUUCUAAUAUGGCGUCAAUUGACAGAUCCAAGUUGAUAACUUUCCUCUCUCUUCACCUUUGUUUCUGCCUUCUUCUUCCUUCAACAUUAGCUUUCUCAUUUGGGCAGAAUGAUGGGUUCACCAUCAACGGUCGAAUUAAAAUCCCAAAUUAUGGAACCAGAGGUUAUGGUUUGCCUGCAAAAACAUCAAACAUCAAAGUGAUACUCAAUGGUGGUCAAAGGACUACAUUUUUGAGGCCUGAUGGAUAUUUUUCAUUCCAUAACGUGCCAGCUGGAACUCAUCUACUUGAGGUGGCUGCAACUGGUUAUUUCUUCUCGCCGGUCCGUGUUGAUGUCAGUGCAAGAAACCCGGGGAAGGUUCAAGCUGCACUGACUGAAACCAGAAGAGGUCUAGCUGAGUUGUCGUUGGAGCCUUUGAGAGAGGAAGAUUACUAUGAGAAAAGGGAACCCUUCUCGGUUUUGUCUAUUGUGAAGAGCCCCAUGGGUCUUAUGGUUGGCUUCAUGGUGCUAGUUGUUUUUGUGAUGCCUAAACUAAUGGAAAACAUGGAUCCUGAGGAAAUGAGGCAAGCUCAAGAGCAAAUGAGAGGUCAAGGUGGAUCUUUGGCAAACUUUUUAGGUGGUGCUGCUGCUCAGAGAAACUGAUGGAGUUUCAGACUCGUGGGCAGGGUGGGACUCUUAAGACAUUUGAGCAGGGGACGCGUGCUGGAAAAUAACAAUGGGCAGGGCAUGAGCCAAUGUGGUGAAAUUUUAAUUAUACUGAUUGAUAGCAAAGCUCUUAUGAUCUGAUAGAGGUCCCAAAUUUUUUGUGGGAUUGGAAAAAUGUAAUUUUGGUGGCUUUCCGUUUAUGUUAAACUAAUCCUAGAUGUGUUUAGAUCUUUGUAGAAGUCAUGUUCAAGAUUCAAAUUGCAGAUAGAUUUGGAUCAUAUUUUUGGAUCAGUUGAUAUAUGUGAUACUACUUAUAUGAAAACCAUGUAUGAUUAAUAGUUUGUUUGAA
This is a messenger RNA of Beta vulgaris subsp. vulgaris (sugar beet), 1100 nucleotides long. Its product is annotated as ER membrane protein complex subunit 7 homolog. The record is from RefSeq and is a predicted model, not a curated record. NCBI's taxonomy places the organism in Eukaryota, Viridiplantae, Streptophyta, Magnoliopsida, Caryophyllales, Amaranthaceae. The coding region runs from base 116 to 748 and encodes 210 amino acids. The transcript is spliced from 7 exons. Gene Ontology annotation, molecular function: carbohydrate binding. Gene Ontology annotation, cellular component: EMC complex.